AUGCCCCGGCAGCGGGGCGCCCGCCCCCGGAGCCCCACGACCCUCCGGUUUCUGUCUUGCCAACGUCCUUCAACGCCUGCGUGCCUUGGCCUGGCGCGGCUGCGCCCCCCCGCCGCCCCCCGGCCCGGCCCCCGCUUCGCCGCCGCUUCCCUUGGGCACCGGCCCCUGAAAAGCUGCGCUCCAUUCCGGGGCUGGGACUCCGAGGAGGGGCGACCCCUCCGCUGCCAGCCCCGGGAGGAGCCGCCCCCCUGCCCCGGGGAGCCCCGCGCCCCUCCCCGGCCGGCGCUGCCCCCGAGCACCACAGCCAUAGCCCCGGGCUGCGGCGGGCACCGGGGCGGGACCCCCGGCGGGACCCCCCGGCCCCGCUCCCCGACCUGCCGCACUCAGGGCAGCCCUGGGCGGCAGCGGAGGAUGAGGCAGAGAAUUCACCCGGGGCUCCAGAGCCUCACGACCAACUCCAAAGAUGCGGCAAAGAGACGGGCGGAGCGGAGGGGUCCCCGCGGGGCCGGGAGCUCCCCCGGCCGGGGCUGGGGGCCCGGAGCGCGGAGCCCGCCCCGCCUCGGCCGCUCCGCGGGGCCGGCGCAGGCAGCAGCACCCCCAGAGCGAGACCCCGCGCACGGCUCAGGGCAGCGCAGCCUCGGCCGUGCUCUUGCAACAGAUGCCAAACCCCACAGCGCUGCUGGAAAUCAGGUCAGCGAUCGCCUGCGGCACGCUGGAGCCUCGCUCAUCAUGCCGAGGCUGCGGGGCGAGGUGGCACAGGGCAGCCCCGCUCCAGCGGCCGCCCCCGGGCCCGUGGCAGCCAGGGCUGUCCCUCCACCGCCGGCCCGGCUGAUCGCCUCCUCCUCCUCCUCCUCAGCGCAGGCAGGAGCUGUUCCCUUGCCAGACACGCGGCUCCAGUCACAACACGAGCCGGGAGCCGCCGGCGGAGCCUCCCACGCGGGAGCCCAGCCCCACGAACCGACCCCACGAACCCAGCCCCAUGAAUCCAGCCCUGAUUCCACAGCCCAGCCCCACGAACCCAGCCCUGGUUCCAUAACCCAGCCCCACGAACCCAGCCCCGGCCGGCGCUGA
Molecule: messenger RNA, 1071 nt
Organism: Onychostruthus taczanowskii (white-rumped snowfinch)
Lineage: Eukaryota; Metazoa; Chordata; Aves; Passeriformes; Passeridae
Product: translation initiation factor IF-2-like
Exons: 5
Coding region: 1-1071 (356 amino acids)
Source: RefSeq, a predicted model, not a curated record